AUGUCUCUUGAAUGGGAAAUGGCAUGCCUUAGCAUUCGAAUUGUGAUACCAAAGCAACUUCGUUGUCAAGUACUAGAGUUGGCACACGAAGGUCACCCAGGAAUCAUAGCCAUGAAGCAACGUUUGCGUACCAAAGUGUGGUGGCCAGGCAUCGACAAAGAGGUGGAGAAAGAAAAGAAAAGGGAAAGGUGUAUGCAGACUGCCAAAGGAAUGCACGUGAAAGCGAGAUUCAAGAAGGUGAUAAGGUGUUACUGAGGCAGGAGAAAGAGAAAAAACUGUCAACGCCACACAAACAGUCUCCCUUUACAGUUAAUCAAAAGAAUGGCAAUGGUGUUCUUGUUGAGGCUGAUGGUGUGCAGUACCGCCAGAAUGUAACCCAUGUGAAGAAGUAUUUCGAGCGAGAUUAUGAUGUAUUACCAGCCACUAGUAAGUCAACAGAUGAUUCAGAGGCUCAGAGAGCAACACAAAGUUUAUCAAACCAAGAGCCCAGAGAACCUGUAAAUGUUUCCUCUGAGAGAGCAAGUGAGGACGGCCCAUUGGAGUACACACGAUCACAUGAUGCUACUAUGGAGCAAAGAAAUUCUGUCACCUUACGUCCAGCAAGUGUCAAAAGAUUGCCAUCUAAAUUUUAA
Molecule: messenger RNA, 632 nt
Organism: Porites evermanni
Lineage: Eukaryota; Metazoa; Cnidaria; Anthozoa; Scleractinia; Poritidae
Source: the annotation of a GenBank genome assembly